This is a messenger RNA of Anastrepha ludens (Mexican fruit fly), 2171 nucleotides long. RefSeq names its product venom protease. The record is from RefSeq and is a predicted model, not a curated record. Gene Ontology annotation, molecular function: serine-type endopeptidase activity. Gene Ontology annotation, biological process: proteolysis. Lineage: Eukaryota; Metazoa; Arthropoda; Insecta; Diptera; Tephritidae. The transcript is spliced from 2 exons. The coding region runs from base 713 to 1957 and encodes 414 amino acids.
AAAUUAGGAGUCUAAUUAUAUUUUAGGCUCAUAAAAAAAAACUUAUUUAGCCAUGGAUCUGAAAGCGUUAAUACAGUAAAUGCAAAAUUGCAUAAAGGUUUUAUUUUCCAGCUUUGGACUUUUCUUAAGUAAAAAAUUUGAAUACAGUUAAACUUCAUAUUGCAUAAAGCAACUCAAACUAAAAAAAAAAACAACAACUGUAUGCACAUGUAUGUUUGUAUGUAAGCAAAUUCUUGCAGCCAGCUGGAAAAUAUCCACUUAAUACAGUGCCGUGAAGCGCAUCCAAAUCAACGGUUAAUCGCAUGUCUUGUCACAAUUAGUGGCACUCAUCAAAAGGCGAACAGCAGCACAUGUCAAGAGCACCGUUGUGAUUACAAAAAAAAAAAUAGAAUAACAAUAAAAACAACCUGAACCUGAAACUUCUAAUUAAGUCACAACAGCAACGGCAACGGCAACAAAAAGAAAAUCAAAAACCAAACAAGUAAAAUUCCAACAAUACUAUAAAAAAAGAGAGUACCAAGCAGAGCUACUACAAAAACAAAAAGAACAAAAACAAUACACAACAACAACCCACCACUCACAUUUAGUGCAUUUAAACGUAACUAAACACUUCUAAUUGCAUAAUCAUUAAUAAAUAUCUUUCCGUGCCGCUGCAUACGUGUAUCUGUGUGUUGGUGCAGCAGUUUCGCAUGGGCACGUUGCACAUAGCAAAAUGCUAAAAAUGUUCCACUUACGUCAGUUGCAAUUUAUUCUAAUAAUAAUUUCCUGCAUACUGUUGAACGUCACAACAGCAACAGCAACCAUAUCAAAGCCAGCAACAGCAGCGGCGACAAUAGCAGUAAAAAAGGCAAAACCAACUACAUUCAAUGAUGUUGCAACAGCGAGUGCGCCCACUGUCAUCUCAUCGAUCGUAAUUCCCGGAAAAUAUCAUGCCUACACCCAGCACUUGCAGCAGCCAGCAAAAAAAGUUCAUGUGUCAGCAUCGGCAGCUCAUCAGAAGCAACAGCACGAACAACACGAACAAAAGCAGCAGCGACAACAACGUGUGGACGUUGUCAAACCUGUCAUACUUCCCAGCAGCAAACUCAAUCCCAUCAGAAAUUGGUUUGGCAUCUUUAAUCGCAACAACGCACAGGCGUCAGCGGCGAUAGCGCACGACACAACGACGACAACGUGCAAUUGCAGAUGCGGUGAGCGCAAUGAUGAGUCCCGCAUUGUUGGCGGUCAGACGGCUGGCGUUAGCGAAUACCCUUGGAUGGCGCGUCUCAGCUACUUCAAUCGUUUCUACUGUGGUGGCACACUGAUCAACGAUCGUUAUGUACUCACCGCUGCGCAUUGCGUCAAAGGUUUCAUGUGGUUUAUGAUAAAAGUGACAUUUGGCGAGCACGACCGUUGCAAUGACAAGGAGCGUCCCGAAACCCGUUUCGUGUUACGCGCAUUCAGUCAAAAAUUCAGCUUCUCCAAUUUCGAUAACGACAUCGCUUUGCUGCGCCUCAACGAUCGCGUGCCCAUUACAAGCUUCAUCCGGCCAAUUUGUUUACCACGUGCCUUUGAGCGCCACGAUCUAUUCAUCGGUACCAAAGGUAUAGCUACCGGUUGGGGCACGCUGAAGGAGGAUGGCAAACCAUCGUGUCUGCUGCAAGAGGUAGAAGUGCCCGUGUUGGAUAAUGAACAUUGUGUAGCACAAACCAACUACACACAAAAGAUGAUCACCAAGAAUAUGAUGUGCGCCGGCUAUCCGGGCGUGGGUGUACGCGACUCUUGCCAAGGCGAUUCAGGUGGGCCGUUAGUACGCAUGCGGCCAGAUGAUAAACGUUUCGAACAGAUCGGCAUUGUGUCGUGGGGCAAUGGUUGCGCCAGACCCAACUAUCCGGGUGUGUACACGCGCGUAACAAAAUAUUUGGAUUGGAUAAUGGAGAAUUCGAAAGACGGGUGCUUCUGCGAUGAGAACGAUUGAGGUGUAUGGCGUGAACCAUUUGCAUUUUAACGGAUUUAUUUCUUUGUUAAAGUAGGGGGUUUCGAAGUACGUAAACAUAAUUGUGUAAGUUUUGCUGGUUUGUUCAAACCAAAUGAGGGCGCGUUUAUAUUUUAGUGGCUUAUUUGGUAAUUAAAUAAUUAAAAAAAUUUUGUAUUUUUUAUAUGAAAUGUGCAGGAUUAAAUUAAAUAAAUGA